AUGGCCAACCUCGACCUCACUUCGCUGCUCGCGAAGCUGCCGACGCAAAGCAUGCUGACGCGAACGAACCUCGCGGCGCGGUUCGCGUACCAGCGGUACGCGCUGCCGGCGGCGAUGACGCAGCGCCUGCCGGAGUGGAUCCCGAUCUGGAUGGACGACGUCGUCGCGUCGGGCUGGACGUUCGUGCGGCAUGCGCUGGCGGCGGCGGGGGGCCCGGCGUGGACGGGGGCGCACGGGCCGCUGCUGGACCGGCACGCCGACGCGGUCACGAUCCGGCUGCACGUGUUCCCGGAGGGCGAGGACGUGGGCGCUCCGGAACCGCUGUCAGGGUAUGAGGCUGUGGAGGGGGUUAUUCGCACCCUGCAGCCCGUGGUGCGGAGCCUGAACGCUCUGCACGAGGCCUUCCACCACAGCACGCACAUGUACGUUCCGCUCACGGAGUACACGUACGCGCCGCUCGGGGCGUACCUCCCCGCCGUCGCGCUGCCGAUUGCGGUCGUCGCGCUGGACGGCGCAGGGGCGAUGGCUGCGGCGGUCAACGCCAAGGUCCGCGCGGCGCAGCAGGGGCACGCGGCGACGCUUGCCGGCGCCGCGGCCGUCGCGGGCGUGGUCGCGUCGGUCGCGUCGACCGUCGCGGCGGGGAUGCUGCCGGGUGCUGUGCCGACGCAGUGGGCCGCGCCUGCGGUGCUGUGCUCGCUGUGGUUCGCGGGCCGCGCGGCGCUGCGCGGGCGCGAGGACGCGGAGGCCGUCGUGGGCGCCACGCGCGCGGCGGCGGCGGUGUGGCUGUCGGCGGCGCUGGCGGCGCUGGCGUUCGUGAACUGGGGGCAGGCGCUGGUGGUCGGGGUGUUCGCGGCGGCGAAGAUCGCGCUGCUUCCCGGGUCGACGCGCACGCGCGGGGUCGGGCUCCCCGUGCUGCUGCUGUUCUCGGCCGCGUCCACGCGGUACGCCGUCCUGCAGCUGCUGCGGGUGCUGCCCGCGCGCGGGGAGCUGCCGCUGGCGGGGGGGGCGCUCGGGUGCUGCGCGGCGGGGCCGCAGGAGAUCGACCUGCCGCUGGCCGCGACGGAGGGGGCGUUCUGGUGCAUCCUGGCGCUGGCGGGGUGA
Messenger RNA from Pedinophyceae sp. YPF-701, 1101 nucleotides. The record is from the annotation of a GenBank genome assembly. NCBI's taxonomy places the organism in Eukaryota, Viridiplantae, Chlorophyta, Pedinophyceae.